Nicotiana tabacum (common tobacco) is the source of this 1705-nucleotide messenger RNA. NCBI's taxonomy places the organism in Eukaryota, Viridiplantae, Streptophyta, Magnoliopsida, Solanales, Solanaceae. The record is from RefSeq and is a predicted model, not a curated record.
UUUCGUCAAGACUCUUCCUUUAUUACUCAAAUUUCAGUCCCAUUUAUCGAAUUUGGAUACCCAUUUUCCUCAAAAUCAUAUUUCGAUCGAUGUUCUGCAUCCUUUUUCUAUUUUUUAAAAUUUAAACAUAUUUAGAGCUUGUAUUUCUUAAUAAGAUUAGGAAAGGCGUUAUUUUUUGUUCAGAAGGAUCGCGUUAUUUAUUUGUUGUGAGAAAAGUUGUUACUUUUUAUGUUUUCCUGCUACUAUUGCAAAUUAGUGAUUAAUGUAAAGGUAUUUUAUUUUGGGGUUGGGAAUCUAUUGUUGUUUAAUGGAGAGCAGUGAAGGAGGGGAUGAUCAAGAAGGCUCUGGUUGGAUGCAAGUUAAAAAGAAGCACAGACACAGUUCAAAGUUUUCACUACAUGGUUGGGUUGGAGGAUCAUCUCAAGGAACUGCUUCUUGCAAUCCAGAAAAUCGGCCUUCAUUGAGUGUAAAAAGUGAAAAUCUUAAAUCUGUCGUUCAGCAUUCAAAAGGAAGUGGACGCUGUAUUAGACAUGAUGAUGUUACUUCAAUUCCGAAGGAAGAUGCAGUGAUUGUGCACGAUAAAUGUGUGGUCAGUCACAGUAGUAAUUCUGUUAGUUUAGGUUUCCCAACAGAUUCCAAUCAAGGAGUCAGUCAGGAACAUCCUCAAAUAAUUAACCAUGACAUCAUACCAAAAAUCAAGUGGGGUGACAUGGAUGAUCGAGCUCUAACAUCACAUUUUGGAACUACUGUCCAAGCAGAAAUUAAGUUCGGUGACAUUCAAAAUCAUGAUCUGCUUAGUACAAAAGCUGAUCAAACAAGUGAUCCGUUUGUACACAUUUCUCCAACUGAUGUAGAGAAAAAUAGAUUGGUUACUGAGGAAAGCCAUCAAGUUGUCAGCUCGAAUCCUUUGUCUCCCAAGAUUGAAGCUGUUGAAAAAAAUUGUGUGAAGUUGAAGGAUUUAUCUUCAGAAGAUGUUAAUGCUUCUGCUGCUUCUCCUCUUUCUGGAGGGCAAUGUGGACAUACCCAGCUUGAAAAAGGUGACACUUGCAACAGUCCUGGCGAAAAGCUUAAAAUUGCUGCCAGAGAAGGGCCUAGUGGGGUAACUGUGCACAGUGUCGAAUCUGAAGAAGCUUGCACCGAAAUCUCUGAAGUGCCUAGUGUUGAUCAGAAUAUAAAAACAGUGGUCGCUUCACAGGAUUCUGAGCCAGUGCCACCUGAUAAAGGAGGAUCGAGAAACAUUGGGCAGCCUUACCUGGCAUCUCCUAGUGAAGAGUUUAGGAACAAACGAGUUGAUUCAAUCAUUGAGGAUUUAUCAAACUCUAACUUGAGCAGUAUUGAUGCAGAAGGCAUUGGUGAAAGUAAAGAAAGGUUCAGGCAACGCCUCUGGUGCUUUCUCUUUGAGAAUCUUAAUCGGGCAGUAGAUGAACUCUACCUACUCUGUGAACUGGAAUGUGACCUGGAGCAAACACAAGAGUCUAUUCUUGUUCUUGAAGAAGCUGCAUCUGAUUUUAAAGAACUGAGUUCAAGAGUGGCGGAAUUUGAGAGACUGAAAAAAUCCAGUUCUCAUGCGACUGAUGGAACACCUCUGACCAUGAAGUCUAACCAUCGCAGACCACAUGCUCUCUCAUGGGAGGUGAGUAUUCUAGCUCUCAUUUUUCAAUGUUUUAAAUUGGUAAUUGUAAAAAAUUAAACAACACAUAAACAA